AGAAGAAGAAGAAGAAGAAUAAGGAAGAUGGCGGCUGCAGCAGUGGUUGAGUUCCAGAGAGCUCAGUCUCUCAUCGGCACGGACCGCAACGCCUCUAUCGACAUCCUCCAUUCAAUAGUGAGACGAGAUGUUCAAGAGAACGAUGAGGAGGCCGUCAGGGUUAAAGAACAAAGCAUCCUGGAGCUGGGGACGCUCCUGGCAAAGACGGGACAAGCUGCUGAACUUGGAGGCUUGUUGAAAUUCGUCAGGCCUUUCCUGAUUUCCAUCAGUAAAGCCAAGGCGGCCCGACUCGUCCGCUCCCUCCUGGACCUCUUCCUCGACAUGGAGGCGGCCACGGGGCAGGAGGUGGAGUUGUGUCUCGAAUGCAUCGAGUGGGCCAAGGCAGAGAAGAGAACCUUCCUACGACAAGCUCUGGAGGCUCGACUGAUCUCGCUGUAUUUUGAUACUAAAAGAUUCCAGGAGGCCUUGGCUCUCGGCUCUCAGCUGCUCCAGGAGCUGAAAAAGAUGGACGACAAAGCUCUUCUUGUGGAGGUUCAGCUGCUGGAAAGCAAGACGUACCACGCUCUCAGUAACCUGCCCAAGGCCCGCGCCGCCCUCACCUCAGCCAGAACCACCGCCAACGCCAUCUACUGUCCACCAAAGCUCCAGGCAGCACUGGACAUGCAGUCAGGGAUCAUCCAUGCAGCAGAGGAGAAGGACUGGAAGACGGCCUACUCCUACUUCUUCGAGGCCUUUGAAGGUUACGACUCCAUCGACAGCCCCAGAGCCAUCACGGCUCUCAAAUACAUGCUUCUGUGCAAAAUUGUGCUCAGCUCACCAGAGGAGGUUCAAGCUCUGAUCAGUGGUAAACUGGGCCUGCGAUACGCCGGCCGACAGACGGAUGCACUGAAAUGUGUUGCCCAGGCCAGCAAGAACAGAUCGUUAGCAGACUUCGAAAAGGCCCUCACAGAGUACAAAGCUGAACUGAGGAACGAUCCGAUCAUCAACAUUCACCUGGCCAAGCUGUACGACAGCCUGCUGGAGCAGAACCUCAUCAGAGUCAUCGAACCGUUUUCCAGAGUGCAGAUUAAACACAUAUCAGAUCUUAUCAAGCUAUCAAAGAAUGAAGUGGAGAGGAAAUUAUCCCAGAUGAUUCUGGACAAAAAGUUCCAUGGAAUCCUCGACCAAGGUGAAGGCGUUUUAAUCAUAUUCGAAGAGCCCCCGGCGGACAAAACGUACGAAGCAGCUUUGGAAACGAUCCAGAACAUGAGCAAAGUCGUGGACUCGCUUUACAACAAAGCCAAGAAGCUGACAUAGAGCAGAAUGCCACGGCUGCGAGAGGAAGAAACCGUGUGUUUCAACCAGCAUGUGUAACAUUUUUAAAGUUGGGGGGGGGGAGCAACAAGCCGGACUCUCCAUCACACUUCCCUGAACGGACAGUCUCAUUACUUCUGUUUAUUUUCUUUUGUUUGUUUUUUAUAUCUCAGUACAGGAUUCUGUAAAACACUCAGCGGCCAAAUCAGGCCAUCAGGGAAUAUUGUACAACCACAAGAACGUUAGGUUUAGGAAUACGUCUGAGUUUCUGUCUGCUGUCAGGUCGGUCCUGGCCGUCGCAACCUCAAAUGUGCAACGUUGACCUCUGUGGCCUCCCCUUCACAUGGUUUUUGGAAAGGGGAUUCUCUUUGGGAUGGUAAGUUUUGGUCAAAGAGCUCCCUCUCGCUUCUUACUUUAUUCCCCCUCCACCGUAUCGAUGCCAACAUUUGAGUCCCCGCCGUCUUUCAGACGCGUUAAAAGCUUUGGUUUCUGGUUUUCGUGCUUUUUGUUUUAGGGGAAAUAAGAUUGCCACACGUCUGGCUCCCCCUCCUGCUUUUUGUAAAUUUAUAGACGGUAUGUCAUUUCACCACCAGUGCCACGUUUUUUGGCGCUUGCCUCGGUGUUUGGGUGCAAUGUGAAACCGCCGGGCGGAGGUGGAGGCGUUUUCGUUGCCUCCUAGCGUCUGAGUUUUCCCGAGUGAACACUUCUUCGUUGGUAGUUCCUAGCGUGGUCUGCCAGUAACCAAACGAUUUGUAUUGGUUUGAUUUGGGUUUUAUUUUUCUCUUACAGAAGACAUUUUCAAAAGAAUAAAUAUUUUGUAUUUUAAAGAUUUUGUGUCGUCUCUGAUGAGAUAACCCUGCUGUUGCGAAGUGGAUGAGAAUAGUACGGAGUUCACUCCACUUGGUCAAUAGAGCGUCUUUCUUUUGGUCUUUUUAAACGGCUUCACGUGAAAAUUCAUUUGAACUGUUUUGGAUUUUUAUUUCCACCUGAAGUGUAAAACUACAGAAGUUUUAAAAACAAAAAUGAGCUAUUCCAAAAGCCGAAGCUGCCAAUGUAUUCAUCUUUUUGUGUUAGAAUAAUAAAAUGAAGAUGUUCAUUUUAAGAGUUCAAAAGGAGACGUACUUGCCCCUGGACAUGUUAAAUUUGUUGUGGAGAAAAUUUGAGACAAAAUAUUUUUCAUUAAAUGAU
Molecule: messenger RNA, 2481 nt
Organism: Nematolebias whitei (Rio pearlfish)
Lineage: Eukaryota; Metazoa; Chordata; Actinopteri; Cyprinodontiformes; Rivulidae
Gene: psmd11b
Product: proteasome 26S subunit, non-ATPase 11b
Exons: 13
Coding region: 28-1296 (422 amino acids)
Biological process (GO): ubiquitin-dependent protein catabolic process
Cellular component (GO): proteasome regulatory particle, lid subcomplex
Molecular function (GO): structural molecule activity; protein binding
Source: RefSeq, a predicted model, not a curated record